Molecule: messenger RNA, 5602 nt
Organism: Apus apus (common swift)
Lineage: Eukaryota; Metazoa; Chordata; Aves; Apodiformes; Apodidae
Gene: IL31RA
Product: interleukin 31 receptor A
Exons: 19
Coding region: 468-3155 (895 amino acids)
Biological process (GO): cytokine-mediated signaling pathway
Cellular component (GO): signaling receptor complex; external side of plasma membrane
Molecular function (GO): cytokine receptor activity; cytokine binding
Source: RefSeq, a predicted model, not a curated record
UUCCGAUGUGGUGACUCCCGUCGGCGGUCGCGGGGAAGCGGACGCCCCGGUUAAGCCCAUUCUGCAGCUGCGGCACUGAGGCUUCAGCGGAGCCAGCCGCGCUGAACGUCCCGUCUGUCGUGGGCUGUGUGGCGCUGUCUUUUAAAGGUGAUUGCCCGAAAUAGCUGAAGUGCAGCUUCUAGCCCCCAUCUGUGAAUUAAAACGCUGGACAAGCGAAUGCUUGAAGAAAACUUCGUGCAUUGGGACAAAAGAACAGAAUGAUCAGGUGUGUAUUCUGUGUAAACUUCUGGUUACAGCUACCCAAAUCUGUCAACUGAUUUGUGUAAAUGCAGAUGGAUUUGAAUCUUGGAGUCCUGAAAACCAAUGGCAACAGCUUUUCCAAAGGCAUCUGUGUGUAACAUCACAGCCAGGUGGUGUAACACCUCAGCUCAGGCUGGGGAGCUCCUGGGAUUCGUCACUGGUCAGUGAUGGGCAAGCAUUUCCUGCCCAUAGUUACUGAAAAGGAAAUGUUCAACUGUUUGAUUUGGAUGUUUGUCCUACUCUGCGGCUCUAUAGCAGAAGAAAACUCCAUCAGAGAUGCUGACAUUUUCCCAUCAUCUCCUGAAAUUGAAAGAGGAUCCACUCUGAAACUAUUCUGUGUUCUUGGAAAACACUAUGCUCCUCACAGAAAUGCAAGCCACAUCAUCUGGAAGUUGAAUCAUGAUUUGAUUGCUCAGGAAAACUAUGGCAUUGUGAAUGAGACUGUCUCGAGUAUAACCAUCCAUAACUUCACUUACAGUAAAGCUCAUGUGAAGUGUUUCACCAAGUACUUAGACAAGGAACAACUUUUGGUUCACACUGAAAUUAAAUCUGGAUUUCCACCAGACACACCAAGAAAUAUUUCCUGUAUUUAUCGUGUCGAUGUUGAACUUACUUGCAACUGGACUUCUGGAAGAGAAACAAAUCUUUUGACAAACUAUACUCUUUACCGAAAAACGAUGACAGAAGGAAUGGUGACUCUUCCAAAUACAGUGGGCACCUGCCAAAGCAAAACAGAGUCAUGUUCAUUUCGUUUUCCAGAUACUCCAUACAGUAGUAGUUCUUGUUUCCAGGUGAAAGCUGAAAAUGUUGUGGGUGAAGCCUCAUCAGAUUGUGUUCCUAUACCCAUGGAGAAAAUAGAGAAAUUUGAUCCUCCUGAAGUACUUUCAGUUAAAAAAAUCAUUGGUACAAAGCAGUUGCUUACAGUAACCUGGAAAAUGCCUGAGAAGAUUAUCCCUUCACAAGAUUUUAUUUGCCAGGUUCAAUACAGAAACUUGUAUUCAAACUCAUCGGAGUGUGUCCAGAUUCCACUGAAUUCUGCAGAGAAAACAGGAUCAUGUAAUCUCACAGGUCUGUGGGACUCCACAGAAUAUUCAGUUGCCGUUCGGUGUCGCAGUGUCGUGUCAGUGUUCUGGAGUGACUGGAGCCGGGAGAAAUCUGCAAGCACAGAGGAGAGAGCUCCUUCAGAAAAGGUGGAUUUGUGGCGGGUAAUUGAGCCUUCACACUCAGCUGGAGCUAGAUGUGUACAUCUUAUGUGGAAGCCAUUAAACAGCUUUCCACCUUCUGGGAGGAUUCUAGGCUACAAAAUACACUAUUAUACAGAAAGCAAUUUUGCACUUCAAAUAACAAACAUCUCUACCACUGAGAAGAUGAUCUUAUAUUUAAAUGAAGAGGCAUAUAUAAUAUCUGUUACUGCCUAUAACUCUGCUGGAAAUUCUCCUAAAGCUAUUUUGAGGAUUCCAUCCACCAAUGAAAAAACUUAUCAGAUUAUUGAAACAGUGAGGACCUUUACAACAACUGAAGAAGUGGUUGUGGAAUGGAUAGCCUCCAGACCAGAAGUAACCAAAUAUGUAGUUGAGUGGUAUGAGGAAUUUGAAACUGAUCCUUUUGGUAGAUCAUGGCAAUAUGUAUCAAACUCUACAAACUGGAAAGCUAACAAAAAAAAAUUUAAACCAUUUAUAUGCUAUAACAUCUCAGUGUAUCCUCUCUGUGAAAAUAAAGUAGCAGCUCCAUAUUCCAUACAAACUUAUGUUCAAGAAAAAAGGCCAUCAGAAGGACCUGUGGUUGACACAGGUGUUCCAGGGAAAAAUGAAGUUACAAUAAAAUGGAAGGAGAUUUCAAAGGAUAAAAGAAAUGGAUUUAUCAGUAACUACACAAUAUUUUAUAAACCUGAAGAUGGAAAAGAAUUGAAUGAAACAGUGAACUCUGAUGUUCUGCAAUACAGACUGAAAUCCUUGCAGGCUAAUACACAAUAUACUGUCUAUAUCAUGGCAAGCAAUGAAGCUGGUGGAACCAAUGGAGAGCCAAAAACCUUUAAAACUUUGAAAUUCAAUCAAGAAGAUAUUAUUUUCAUUGCUCUGCCUCUUGGAUUAAGCAUGUUGUUCCUGCUAGGCCUUUGGCUAAUAUGCAUUUUGAAAAAACACAUGUUUAAAAAAGCUUGCUGGCCUGAUAUACCCAAUCCUGCAGAGAGUGUUGCCGUGGAAUGGCCUUUUGAUGCACCUAAGGAUAAUUCAUUUUUUAAGAGAGUGCCAUCUGAGGCUAAAAUCACAGAUUUUGAAGACAUAAGUGUCUUGGAAUAUUGUUCACCUGAGGAAAGUCAGGAAGGGCUCCUGCUGAUGAAUUGUGAAAACUAUGUUUCUGAAUGUAGUGGUAUUAAUACAAAAGGCAUGACUAAUGGAGAUAUAAAGAUACCAUUUAGCAAAAAAAAAGAAGCUGAUAAAGGUUUUUCACCAUCCAUGACUUACGUGAUUACUGACCAAGAUAUCAGAAGUGAAAUGCAUUUGGCUUUGAUGCCAGUGAAGAAAUUCCAACCGAUCGAAAUGUUGGAAGGUGAUUCAUGUGAAUCUCAACAGACUUCAGAUAAAACUGAAGAUGAUAAUGAAGAAGUUUUAAAGCUGGAAGAUGUCAAUGAAAAAGCAUGGUUCAAUCCAUACCUAAAAAAUUCUGUUAAAACAAGGGAAUUUCUUAUUUCUGACAACUUGCCAGAACACAGUAAGAAUGAACCCAAAAGCCAGUCAGCUGUCUUACCUUCCUUUCAACAAAAUGUUGCAGGACAAUCCUAUGUAACACUGGACAUGUUUGGGCUGGCCACGGCUCAUGAGUGUGAAAAACCUUUCCUUUGUCAAGUCCCCUUGUGAGAUACAUGUUGGCCCUGCUGCUCAUAUGUAUUUGUAUGUUCCACUCUGGCUGAUCUCAGUUAAUUUGGAUGAGAACAGCCCCUUUCUUUGAACAGCUGUGAAGCUGUUUUUUUUCAUUGUGUUUGUACCCAUCAGGGUUCAUUUUCACUGUGGAGUGGAAUGGGUUUGGUUUUUUUACCAGAUUAAUGUGGCAGCAGUGAGGCAAAGGAAGUAGUUUUUCUUAGUUCUUCUUAGUUCUCCCAUACCAGUCUGCUAAAACAAGCUGAUCUUCACCGCGGGAGUAGCCAGCUGUGCAAGCAGCUCACUGAUUUCCAACCAGGCAAUCAGUUUCCCUGUCUGAACUCUGCUGGGGAUAUAUGGACCAACUUGGAGCAGAACCAGGAUCCACCAAAUCCUUCCUUAAGCUACAUACAGUAGAACACUUUCCUGUUCUUACUUCCCUCAAUUGUUUUAUAUCUAGUUUUAUGUAUAGUGUUCCUCCUGUUUUGCAAGUCCUUUGUAGAUUUCAGUAAUUGUCGUUUUGCACCCUGACUCCUGAAUCAGUGGCUUGGCUCAUAGUUUCUUUGUCUUUAAUGAGAUGAUACUUGUUAUGUGUGUGCUGUUGACUUAUCUGCAUUUUGGAAAACACAGAGUUGCUUUGUUGCUUCCUUCCCUUUCUCCUGUGUUUUUAAUAAUUGUCUGCAUUUUGUGCCACUUUUGUCUCCUAUUUGUUUGCUGCUUUUAAAAACUGUUUACAGCAGGAUAUCUUCUUAUUUUCUUCUUUAUUUGCCUCUAAUUUCUCCCAAUUUAAAACUCUGUUUCCCAGAGUUCUAAUUUUUUGAAAUUUAGAACUGAAAAAUUCAACUAAGUAGAGCAUCUUUUUUUGGAAUAAGGACUGAGUUUUUAUUUAGGAAAAAAAUUUUCCGGAAGGUAUUGGAAAAGCACUAAAUCUACAAAAUAUCCCAGAGAUCCUCUAGUAACUGAUUUAGGAUUAGCGAUUUCUGCAUGAAGGCUAUAACUUCUGUCAUUUGUUUUAUGACUUUGAUGUCAUAAAAGUACUUGUAGUUUCCAUUUUAUACAGCAAGAGCUAAGCAUGAAACUAUUCAUCACUAUUUUUUUUUUUUUUUUAACAGAGGCAAUUACUGUAAAUUUCUUAUCAGAAUAUUUACUUUGGCAAGUUAAGAAAAAGAGAGGGUGAGUCAACUCUUAAGUAAAAUGUGUUAAAAGGGGAUGCUCAGUAUUACAUGUGGCAUAUAGUAAUUUUAAGACUUUAAAGUAUUUUCCCAGUAUUUAAAGGCUUGAUAUCAUCAGUCUUGUUUAUGCAUAACUACAAACUUAUUUAGGGGUGAAAAAGAUACAGGAGUUGUGGGGAUAGAAAAAGGAGAGACAAAUGUGAAUAGGAACAGAAAGCCUUUCUUUUCUGCGCAGGAAGAGGGGUGGGAGAAUGCAGAAUAUAUUGUCCAGAGGGAAUGAGGAGGCUGAGCCUUACCCUGGGUGUGUUGGCUAUUACUUGCACUGUGUUGGGGAAGACAGUGCAAGUGAAUAGGCUUUUCAUCUAUAGUUUGGAAGCUGCUUUUACUUCUGGCAAUGUUUGUUCCUUUUCCAGGAAAGGAUGAGGUAUCAAUUCCUGCAAAUAUUCCUUGUACAGCAGCACUGAUUUCCACACACCAUUCCUUUCCUCCCCAAAUUUGUUGGGUCACUUUCCCAACCACAGUUCUCUAAGCCAAAAUAUACAUUUGUUCUUAGAAGCUCUUGCUUUUUUAGGUAAGUUGUACUCUGAAAUGAGCAUGGGGGACAGCUUUAUUUGGAUCAGUCCUCCUGCUGUGAUCCCUUCUGGGCUUCUGACUCACAGCUACAUUGCUGUCUCCUAGGAUUCAGAAGUCACCACCUCAGCCACUGCAGGCUUUUUCUCCCUAAAUCUCAGUAUUUCUUUUAAUAUCACAAGAUGAAAAAUAAAUAGAUAUGGAUAUAUUUUGAGGCCUGCCUAGAAAUUGUUUAGCAGCCAUACAAAAGCUGCAUCCUCUGAGUUGCAUGAUUGAGUCAGGUAAAAAAUAAAAAUAAUGCAAUCAUUAGAAAGGGGAUAUUUUUGGUGGUUUGGAGAGGGUCUCCCUGCAACAUUCCUUAGCUUCUGUAGGGUAAGUAAUAACCUGCUUUUCCAUCUCAUUUUAGUUCUUUCCCUAUUGCUGUUCUGCUUUUUGCUUCUCACUUCUGAUUUCCUUGCACAUUAUUUUCUCUGAAAAAGUGUAAUGCAAUAAGUGGGCUUAGUACCUCUCAGAAAUUAGGGUUGGCUUUUGCCUGCACUUUGGAACAGCAUCUUCUUGGAAUUUGUUUUCAUUCAAAGUUGUACUUUCUGACCUUUUACAAUUUGUCUUUCCAAAUAAUGCUGUGAACCAUGAAAAUAAAUAAACCUGAGAGCAUGUGGAAAAGUUUUGAUCAAGUUAUAGUAAAUACACCAUUUAGACAUUUUA